This is a messenger RNA of Solea senegalensis (Senegalese sole), 3487 nucleotides long. RefSeq names its product UDP-N-acetyl-alpha-D-galactosamine:polypeptide N-acetylgalactosaminyltransferase 13 (gene galnt13). Gene Ontology annotation, cellular component: Golgi apparatus. The transcript has 12 exons. The coding region runs from base 572 to 2242 and encodes 556 amino acids. Lineage: Eukaryota; Metazoa; Chordata; Actinopteri; Pleuronectiformes; Soleidae. The record is from RefSeq and is a predicted model, not a curated record.
GAUUGUACAGCUGCUGCUGCUGCUACUGAAGAACAUGAUGUCAGUCCGAGCUCUGUGUCCCUUCACCGUUACAAUGUUCAGUCGGAGCGCAGGUGUCUCCUCCUCCUCCUCCUCCUCCUCCUCCUGCUGCUGAGCAGUGCGACACGCUGCUCUGAGCGUUUUUGUCUCAACGGAAGUACAAUGUCUUUUUCCACCGGUUAACUGCGGCUGAACCCGGGACACAUGACAUGAAGGAGUCCAAACAGCAGGUACCAUGAGACGGAGUGUGACUGUCGCUGUGACUCGGUCAGUGUUGGUGCUGUAGCCCGUGUGUGUUUGUCUCUCUGCUGCCUCCUCAUGUCGCCUGCGUUCAACACGUUGCCCGCUGAGAGCGAGGCUGAUGCCGCCGCUGCUGCUGGCACAGGUCACCCGUGCAUCUCAUCCAUAAUUCAGGAUGACGCCUCUUAGUCAACCCUGCUCGUUCUGUCGGCCCGUCUCCAGAGUUCAGACACCUCGUCAGCAGACCGUGUGCUCCUGAGCGUUCACUGCGACCCUCCCUGUUUGGCUGCCUGGCCGACAUCCCGGGGAGGUGAUGCGACGUUUCGUCUACUGCAAAGUGGUGUUAACCACCUCUCUCGUGUGGGUGCUGGUGGACGUGUUCUUGCUGCUCUACUUCAGCGAGUGUAACAAAUGUGACGACAGGAAAGACCGCCUGCUACUACCGGCUCUUCGAGCGGUGAUAUCUCGGAGCCACGAGGGUCCAGGGGAGAUGGGCAAGGCGGUGAACAUCCCCAAGGAUGACCAGGAGAAGAUGAAGGAGCUCUUUAAGAUUAACCAGUUUAACUUGAUGGCCAGUGACAUGAUUGCUCUCAACAGGAGUCUUCCAGAUGUGAGGUUGGAUGGCUGUAAAACCAAGGUGCACCCAGACGAUCUGCCCAACACCAGCAUUGUCAUUGUGUUUCACAAUGAGGCGUGGAGCACCCUGCUGCGGACUGUUCACAGCGUCAUCAGCCGCUCUCCCAGACACUUGCUCGUGGAGGUUGUGUUAGUCGACGAUGCCAGCGAGCGAGACUUCCUGAAGAAGAAGCUGGAGAACUAUGUGCAGACUCUGGAGGUUCCAGUGAGGAUCCUGAGAAUGGAGCAGCGUUCGGGUCUCAUCAGAGCCAGGUUGAGGGGGGCAGCUGCCACCAAAGGUCAGGUCAUCACCUUCCUGGACGCUCACUGUGAGUGUACUGUGGGCUGGCUCGAGCCCCUGCUGGCCCGUAUCAAAGAGGACAGGACAGCAGUGGUGUGCCCCAUCAUAGAUGUCAUCAGCGAUGAGACGUUUGAGUACAUGGCAGGAUCAGAUAUGACAUAUGGUGGAUUCAACUGGAAGCUGAAUUUCCGCUGGUACCCUGUUCCACAGCGGGAGAUGGAUCGGCGCAAAGGGGACAGAACUCUCCCUGUCAGGACUCCCACCAUGGCAGGAGGUUUGUUCUCUAUAGAUAAAACAUACUUUGAAGAAAUCGGAAGCUAUGAUCCCGGGAUGGAUAUCUGGGGUGGAGAAAACCUGGAAAUGUCUUUUAGAAUAUGGCAGUGUGGUGGUUCUUUGGAAAUUGUUACCUGCUCCCACGUGGGCCACGUUUUCCGGAAGGCCACGCCAUACAGCUUCCCUGGAGGAACGGGCCAGGUCAUCAACAAGAACAACAGGCGCCUGGCUGAAGUCUGGAUGGAUGAUUUUAAAGAUUUCUUCUAUAUCAUAUCACCAGGAGUGAUGCGGGUAGACUAUGGAGACGUCUCGUCUCGUAAAGCCCUACGUGAGGCCUUGAAGUGCAAACCAUUCUCCUGGUAUUUGGAGAAUAUUUACCCAGACUCACAGAUCCCAAGAAGAUACUACUCCCUUGGUGAAAUCAGAAAUGUUGAGACUAACCAGUGUGUGGACAACAUGGGGAGGAAGGAGAACGAGAGAGUUGGUUUUUUCAACUGUCAUGGUAUGGGCGGAAACCAGGUUUUCUCGUACACGGCGGACAAAGAAAUUAGGACGGAUGACCUCUGUCUGGACGUCUCCCGCAUCAACGGGCCUGUCGUCAUGCUCAAGUGUCACCACAUGAAGGGAAAUCAGAUGUUUGAGUACGACGCUGAGCGACUAACCCUGCUCCACGUGAACAGCAACCAGUGCUUGGAUAUGCCGUCUGAGGAGGACAAGAUGGUCCCCACCCUGAGAGACUGCAACGGCAGCCGCUCUCAGCAGUGGCUGCUGCGAAACAUGACCCUCAAUGUCUAAUCGCCGCACCUCUACCUGACCCGACCAUUCUAUCCCACUCUGUCUCACCAGUCCUGGCUCUCCUCACCCACACCAGGUGGCUCUUACCAUCGUGUUCCUUUUCCUGUUACAACCUGGUGAGUCAAUAUGAAAGACUCAGGCAGCAGCAGCAGCAGCAGCAGCAUCAUCAGCAGCAGCAGCUUAUCUUUUUAUGGAGGUGUCUCUUCUCACAGCUCCUCACAGAUUGGAGAGCAGCUGCACCUGACAUUGUGGCGUCAUGAUAGGCUAUAACGUCUCUUGUCAUAUCCGAGCAGACCAGGGGAGAACGAUGUGUGAGGUCUGCACAUGGACAACAUUGAUAUCCUUCAUAGCUGUUCGCUGUGUGUCAGCGGCGCUGCUGAGACUGCCUAUCAGCAGCUGGACAAACGAUCAAACGGAAGGGCAUUUGUAACGAGAGCGAUGCUGCAAAGCAGGUGUCUGCCAUGGUGUGCAGUGUGCAUCGGUGUAUACUGUAGCUACAAUCAUAGAAUGAGACUGUUGUUACAGCUGCUGCCCAUCUUCUUUCAUGUCAGUGUCUGAGGCCCCCCCUUACACAUGGCAUUAGAAUGCAUUUUCUGUUAUCAGAUCAUGGUCAAGGGUGGUCAUCCACCCUUACAUCACCCUUCUUCAAAGGUUUCCAGCGUCACGUCCUGUGCACUCCUAUAUCAACAACAACAAUGGCAGCAUGUGAAGUCACACUAUUGUAUGGCCUUCUCUGCUUUUUAAAGCAAGGGAAGAAGUCGUCAAGAGCAGAAAACCAACGCUUUCAUGUAUUUCUGCUCACGUAGUUGUUGUGGGUGGAGUGGAGACGCACUGGAGAUGCAUCGCAUUUACACUUCUGUUCCAUGUGGUCACAAAUGCGUCUCCGACCACCUCCCGAAGUGGUUCGGCAGAUCAGAUGACAAUCUGUCCUCGGGUGUAUUUACACCUGUACGUACAAGUGUUCAGGCACUAUCCAGUUGCAGUCACAAUAAAACACAUUUUAAUGCCAGGUUUAAAGGAGUCCUGAGUUACUCUGAAACGUGACAAAUGGCAUGUUUCCACUAGCGCGAUGUGGCACGGUUAUUUUUGCUUUUCCCCUUGCGGUAGUAACUAGUAACUUUUUUUUUUUUAGUGCCUGCUCAGGCGAAGUUUCAAGCGAUCUGAGGUGAUACUGUGCGUGACAUCGUCACAGUGCUGGCCACUGAUUGGUCAGAGUGUAGAUCACUUAAAAAGACUUAACAAUAU